AUGGAGGAAAAUGGAAGUUGGAGUAAAGGUAACAAGAUGAAAGACUAUAACAAUGUGUUGAAAUCAACAAAUAAAGCCAUCAUCACUUACAGGAAAUCAACAAUAGAAAGUGGAAGAGAAGACAACAAUGGUGAAGAAAGUUUUGGUGAGUUUUCAUGGCCUCCAAAGUCUUACACUUGUAGUUUCUGUAAAAGAGAGUUCAGAUCUGCUCAAGCACUUGGUGGUCACAUGAAUGUUCAUAGGAGGGAAAAAGCCAAGCUUAGACAAGUAAACCCUCAAAGAUAUCUUUCUUUUCUUAAUCCCCAAAACCCUAACCCUAAUGUCAUAACAUGUUUAUCUUCAAAUACUUCAUCAUUUCCAACAAUGCCCCCACCCGUAACAUAUUCAUGUUGUCUUCCACUCUUUGAUCCUGCUAGCCAUCGUUCACAUGUUGUGUGUCUUUCAAACGGUGCAAAAUCCGAAACUCGAACUCGAAAACCCGAUUUUAUGGUAGAUUGUUCUCAAGAAAAGGAGGGUCUGCUUGUGGAUCCCAAGUUUGAUGAUUUGGAUUUGGAACUUCGACUUGGGUGUUCUUAGGUUAACGUUGGACAACCUUAAAUCUUCAAAGUUUAGUAUGAACCAAAAGGAGUCACAUG
Messenger RNA from Helianthus annuus (common sunflower), 635 nucleotides. RefSeq names its product transcriptional regulator SUPERMAN-like. Bases 1 to 576 code for a protein of 191 amino acids. Lineage: Eukaryota; Viridiplantae; Streptophyta; Magnoliopsida; Asterales; Asteraceae. The transcript has a single exon. The record is from RefSeq and is a predicted model, not a curated record.